Durusdinium trenchii is the source of this 1800-nucleotide messenger RNA. NCBI's taxonomy places the organism in Eukaryota, Dinophyceae, Suessiales, Symbiodiniaceae. The record is from the annotation of a GenBank genome assembly.
AUGCGUGCGACCCGCGGCCAUGUGAGUCCUAAUAAGGGUCUUGCAGCGGGGUAUGCGGAGGAUGAUGCUGCUGAGCGGGCAGCAGAUCAAUUGAGUGCCUGGGAUGCCAAUACACGGCGCUUUGCACUCCAAAGCCUGGGACUCCUGGGGCCCAAAGCCUCGGAUCACCUGCCGGAGAUGGCGAAACUGCUGGAGGAUGAGGAGCCGGAGGUUCGCAAGGCUGCCGCCCAAGCCUGUGGCCGCGUGGGUGGUGGGGCCCGGGAUUUGGCCAUGGCUCUGAAGGAUGCAGAGGCUGCUGUGCGGAGCGAAGCAGCCACAGCGCUGGGGCGAUUAGGAUCGCAGGCCAAGCCACAGCUUGAACGCAUUGUAGCUUUAGCCAAGGAUCCAGAUCAAGACGCCGCUGCUGCAGCCGUCACCUGCCUUGCAAAUAUUGGCGAGGCUCAAGCGUUGGCGGCUUUCAUGGACAGCCUGAGCCUUGUGAGCAGGGCCUACUUCCUACGAGUGCUUGGACGAUUUGGAGACUUCGAGGUGCUCUUGGAUGCGUAUGGAUCUAGCUCGACUUCGAUCGACGUAGCCCACUUCUUGGAGUGGCUGAAACCGGAAGUGCCUCCACAGCUCCAGGCAAGCGCCGCGAGCGCCGCGAGCGCUUCGGCACUGGUGGAGGACUUGGCACGGCGCUCGGUGACGCUGCGGACACUGCUGAAGUUCCUGAGGAGCUUGCCGAAGACCAUGCCACACUUCAAUGUGGAACGCACGAGGACGGUGGAUGUGGUUUGGCAGGUGAUUAUACCUGAGACUGCCACCAGAGGAUGCUCCUAUGCUGAGCUGCUGGAGUCUGAAAGGCGGUUACCUGACAAGAUGAUCUCUCACAACUGGGGAAAUCUCUUUGCACAUUUGAUGGCUGCAGUCUUUGCAGAUGCAGCAGGGAAGCCAAGCUUUAGUGCCAUUUUAUCAUGGCUACAACUCGGUGCCAAAGGAUUGGACAUGAUUGAAGCCUUGAUUGAGGACGCGGGCCAGCUGGACAGCACACGUUGGCUGUGCAUUUUCGCAGUGAACCAGCACAUCUCAAUUUGCGAUUCAACCUGGGGAUGCCGGGAUUCUGUGACCAAUGUGCCUUUCACAGGGUGUGGCUGCAAGAGGAGGAAGUUUCAUUCUGGACCUCGCUGUGAAAUGGACAAGUUCGAUGCCAUGAUUACGCUCUUCAAACAGAAGAAGCCAGGCUACGAACACAUCCUUGCUGUAGAUUCCCAGGUCGGCCUCCUCAACAGGAUUUGGGUGGUCGCAGAGGUGGCUGAGGUCUUCCGGCAGGAGUUGCCAUGCAAGGUGGUGCUCCACCAGCCAAGCUCGGAUCUUGAAGAGAAGACCAUGGCGCUCAACGUUUGGACUGCAGAGGCUAGUCGUCCUGAAGAUGUCAGUAUGAUUCUGGAUAAAAUCGAAGACAAGGACGUGUUCAACGAACGUACCAAAGCGGCAUUGCUAGCUGUUGGGUACUUGGCCAGCCUGGAGGCACAUGUGGAGAUGAGAUAUCAUCUGCGUGGUAUCUCGAGUGCUGAAGCAGAUGCUGCCUUUCUCCGAACGGUCGACGCUUGCCGAGCAAAGCUGCGCCAGCUCCGAGCAAGUCAGUCUGAGGUGCUUGAGAUUUGGCGCAGCUUCAAUGAGGACGAAAAGAUUGGUUCCUCUGACAGGGAUACAAAAGCUAUGAUUGCUUUGGUCAAUAUGAUUCGCGAGUGUGAUUUGAUGCUUCCAGAGUGCUUCAUUAAGACUUACAGAGAGGCAGCCUUCCCAGAGGGAAGCUCGUGA